This is a messenger RNA of Crotalus tigris (Tiger rattlesnake), 3592 nucleotides long. RefSeq names its product colony stimulating factor 2 receptor subunit beta (gene CSF2RB). Gene Ontology annotation, biological process: cytokine-mediated signaling pathway; immunoglobulin mediated immune response. The record is from RefSeq and is a predicted model, not a curated record. Gene Ontology annotation, molecular function: cytokine receptor activity; protein binding. Lineage: Eukaryota; Metazoa; Chordata; Lepidosauria; Squamata; Viperidae. The transcript has 14 exons. Gene Ontology annotation, cellular component: external side of plasma membrane; membrane. The coding region runs from base 400 to 2976 and encodes 858 amino acids.
CACACCUAAUAUAGAUUGUUCUAUGAAGUACAAUGGUUUUUUUAAAAUGUUAUGCAACUAUUUGAAACAUGAAACAUUUAGUUUCUCUUCCGUAAGCAAAAGAGAUGUUGAAAGAUUACUUUGAAAAUAAAGGAAACUACCAGAAAAGAAAAUCAAAAGGAACAAAUGAAACUUCACCAGAAACUGAUCAACAUACAAACUGUAUGGUUAAACUAUCAACAUUUCAUUCAUCUUUGGAAAAAUGGUAUUUGAAGAUUCCUGUAGUUAUGAAAAGUUUUAAUUGGCAGUGGAGUAAAAAGCUUAAUCAUUCACUAUUAAUUGUAUAGUUUGAAACUAUCAACAAAAAGAAGAGAAAAUUUAAAUGAGAAGGUGAGUGCUUCAGGCAACAAAGAAUAUUUAAUGAACAUGAAGCCCUACAGCAUUGCUCUGACUUUAAGCCUCACUGUUGUCAUCAUUGAAGCUCGGGAGAGCCGGCUGCAUGAAACCUUAUGCUGUUCCAAUGACUACACCUCAUAUAUAAGCUGCACCUGGUCUGAGCCUCGGGAGGGAAACGCCUUUGUCAAGAUGCACCUUUUUGAAAAACACAAUGAUUUAAACCUCACAAAGAUGAUCUGCAAUAGCAAAAAACUAGACUCUGAGAUACAUUGGCACUGUAGGAGGAAUGAAACCAGAUUCAAUUCUCUACUGAUUAAUUCGUUCAUUUUCAAACCUGAUCGGAAGUUGGAAACACAACUGAAUGUUGACCUCUUCAAGAACAUUCAGCUUCUGCCACCUGAGAAAUUAAAUGUUACUGCCACAGAAGAAUGUAAUUUCCUACUGGAGUGGAAAGCAGGUGGAGGAACAAACAGAAAUCAGUUGUUGGAAGGUGUUCCCCUGGAUUUUGAAAUAAGCUAUAAAAGAACUUUGGAACUUUGGGAGGAAUCUUCCUCUGUAUUGGUCUCAAAUAAGUCUCAUUAUUGUCUCCGACACAGUAACGUUGUGCCUGACAGCAGAUAUGUUGCCAGGGUUAGAAGUAAGCCAAGUCCAGGAAGUGGAUUUGCUGGCCGUUACAGUGACUGGAGUCCAGUGGUAACUUGGCAAACACCAGAAAUUUCUCCAUCAGAUGAUGCUGUGCCCAAGAAUCUUCAAUGUUAUUUUAAUGGAAUUGAUCGACUCAAAUGCAGUUGGGAGGUGAGACAAGAAAUCAGCAAUUCUAUCUUGUUCACACUCUUUUACAAAGACAAACCUGGAUCAAAAGAGAUGGAAUGCUCUGAAGUCUAUCAAGAAGCUCUUAUAAGCAAUAAUGCCACUUAUCAUGUAUUGCAAAGCUGUGAGAUCAAUGUCACUAACUCCAGCAAGCAAAGCCAAUAUCUUGUCCGUGUGAUACCAAAAGAAGAAGUGAAAGAGAUCAAGAUGUAUCUGAACAUCAAGCCAGACCCACCUUACAACCUGUCCAUGUCAGUAAUUGAUGGCCCUCAGUACAUCCUCCACUGGGACUCUAAAAUCAUCCAUACAAUUUUUGAUUUGCAAAAGAUGUAUCAGAUCUCAUACUGGGAAACUGGAAAACCUUUAGAGGCCCAUGUUGAUAACACCACAAACCAGAAAUUUACCUUCACUUCACAGUUCCUGGAACUAGGCAAAAAUUACAUAGCAAAGGUGCGAACAAUAGUAAGCGACCCUGACUACCAAGGUUAUUGGAGUGAAUGGAGUGAGGACUUCGGCUGGCAAACCACCAGUGGUUUUCCUCUCUGGGGUAUCUUGCUAAUAACCGUGGUCUGUAUCAUUCUGAUGAUGGGAGGAAUCUGCUUUUGCCAAAAAUAUCUUCUCAGCAAGAAAAAGAAAUGGGAAGCAAACAUUCCAAGUCCUCCGAAGACGUUUCUUCUCCCCAGUUUUUUUCCGAAAGUGCAAUUGGCGAACCAUUCAGAAGAUAGCAGUGCUUUAGCAAAGGAGGAAAUCAACUAUUCCAGUAAACUGGAGAGGGAAUUACUGAUUGGCAGCCCAGCAGCUAUUGAAGAUGGGUUCAAGAAAACACCACAGUUGCUUUGGUCUCAGAAUAUGAAAAAGAUAGACCUUCUCAAUAAAGCAAAUGCAGUCCAGAUUUGUACUAAUCCCAAUACACAAAUAUUUGAUUUUAAUGGCCCAUACAUGUAUUCCUCUGCAGAAUCUUUUGCACAUACUGUUCAGCAGGAUUUGAAAGUUACUCCUUCAGAACUGAAGGAAACACCAGUGUCUUUGCGAUGUAUAGGAUUACAACCUUCUUUGUCUCUUCAGCAACAGCCAGGAGGGGAAAAGGAAAAUACUUUAUUGUCUGACUCUAAUGUACAUCAGCAGGUGGAACAGCUGCUGUUUCCUACAGGACAAGAAGCAUCUCAAAUCCAGGAGACAAGUGGACAGUUGAAGAAAGAGAAAACUACAGGAUGUCUUUCCAGCUCAAAUAGCCACUGUCAAAAUUUGCCAUUAGAUUACAUUGCUACAGUAGAUCUUUCAAUAAGCAAAGAAAAGGGAUGUUUAUUGCCAUUACCUGUGUUGGUCUCAGAGGAAAGAAUGCUUCCUUGUGCUAACACAGCAACAGUUGCUGCACACAUACCCAAAACUAAUGAAAAUCUCUCAAAUUCAGAGUUAUGUCAAAAGACAUUAAAACCAACCCCCCCAGUUAUGGAUCAAAGUAUCAGUGAUCUCUCAGCAAUAUCCCAGGAAGAAUCUAGUGACUAUCUUAUGAGUUUUUCUGCUACCUCAGGUGCUAUACCAAAGGAUGGAUUAGCUUUUGCCAUGGAGGAAUCUAAGCAGGACAUUCUUAUAUUCAAUGUUGGUGGCAGAAGCCCACUUUUCUUAUAUCAAGAGGGUGAAUACUGCUUCUUUCCUGGCUCCAAGACCAAAGAAGACAGUAAGGGUCAAGAAGCACCUGUGGGCCACCAGCCUCCAGAAAGCUUUCCAAAAGUCACCAAAUACCCUUUGGAGACAAAAUUUGCUGACAAUAAGUUACAGGUCACCUCCUAGGUCUGCCAAGACAUGUGAAACAUGUUCCUCAAUAAAAACUCUCAAGUCCUUGAAUACAUAAUCUUCCUCUCUUUUAUGCUGUGGAAGGAUUAUUUUUAUAUAAUCAGAAGAAAACAAACUGAUAUCAAAUAUAUGUCAGAGAGAGAAGCAAAUUAUGAUAAUAUGACUUUGCUUUUGGUAUAUAACAGUCACUGGAUUUCUUUCAUAAUGGCCUCUUUUCAACAAUAAAAUUUUCAUUAGAAAACAAAUGGUUUUAUCUAGCCUAUUGGGCAGAAGUCAAUAAUUGUCUUAUACAAUGGAUUUUGUUAAUGCAAAAACAUGCUUCACUAUAGAAAACUUCCUCAUUGCUGAGGCAAUAUUUUGGGUAUUAUUGCAUUGUUUUCAUACUACAUCCACUUCUACCAAUAAAGGUUGGACUUUCCUUUGCAGAUAUCAGCCUGCAAUUGGACUGAAUAUUUAGGAAGGUAUCAACCACCCCAGAAUUUUUAUGAUUUUUUUUAUGUGCAAUUAAAAAGAAGUCUACUUCUUCUGCAAAGCUUUCAUAUGUUACAUGACUAAUUAAGAGUCACCAACUUUUAAACUGGAUCCAUGAACAAUAUAUUUGGUAGCAAAUAGU